This is a messenger RNA of Schizophyllum commune H4-8, 410 nucleotides long. RefSeq lists its product as uncharacterized. The transcript has a single exon. NCBI's taxonomy places the organism in Eukaryota, Fungi, Basidiomycota, Agaricomycetes, Agaricales, Schizophyllaceae. Bases 39 to 269 code for a protein of 76 amino acids. The record is from RefSeq and is a predicted model, not a curated record.
CUCCGCUACAGCGGUGGCGGGGACGACGAGGGUAAGAGAUGACGCCAGUCCCCUAUACAGCGACUGUAUACCCUGAAGUAACGCAGCCAUCAGGAUUGGCGGAUGCGCCGAUGUUGACUGCAGCAGCUGUAGUUGUCGGCUCGUUCACGGCUGUCGGCGAGUCGUUCACUGCUGAUCCUAGUAUAGGGCCACGUGGUUGUUUGUCAAUGCGAACGGUUCAUUCGAGGGAGAGCAGACAACAGCAUAAGUCAGGCCGGAGAAUGCUUUGAUACUCAGAGCAUGAUCAAGACCAGAUUGAGGCGGACGUCAAGUUCGCGGGCGCGGUCGUAUGCCAAACCAAUUUUUAAGUUAAAGCUUGGAGUGUACAGCUUUCGAAGAGCCGCGGAAGCCGAAAUACCGUUGUUGCUUCA